This is a messenger RNA of Zychaea mexicana, 1243 nucleotides long. RefSeq names its product transcription initiation factor IID, 18kD subunit-domain-containing protein. Gene Ontology annotation, molecular function: protein heterodimerization activity; transcription coregulator activity. The record is from RefSeq and is a predicted model, not a curated record. Gene Ontology annotation, cellular component: SAGA complex. The coding region runs from base 59 to 1072 and encodes 337 amino acids. Gene Ontology annotation, biological process: transcription by RNA polymerase II. Lineage: Eukaryota; Fungi; Mucoromycota; Mucoromycetes; Mucorales; Lichtheimiaceae. The transcript has 3 exons.
CGAUAAUUGGAAGGGAAAGGUUGAACUCCACACCUUCCUGUAACUCGACGAUCAAACCAUGGAAGCAAAAAAAUCAAAAUAUCGGUUUCAAAGCGAAAUCCAACAAAUGAUGUUUGUUUUCGGUGAAGUAGCUGAUCCGUUACAAGAAACAACGCAGCUUGUCGAAGACAUUGUACGAUCUCAAGUCAUUGAAAUUGUGAUUCAAGCAGCAGCUCAAGCAACACGACGCAACUCGCGAUUCUUGAGCGCCGAAGACCUGAUCUUCUUAAUGCGGCACGAUCGCGCCAAAGUCAAUCGAUUACGAUCUUUCUUGAGCUGGAAAGAUGUUCGUAAAAACGCCAAGGAUGCCUCGGGCGAUCAAGUCGAAGAUGUUGUGGAAGAAACCAACACAGGCAAACCAUCUCGAAGUAUCAUCAAGCUGCCCUGGGAAAUCGUCAACCAGUUUACCGAUGUGAUAGUUAAGUCCUCCAAUCCUGACGGCGAAGAAGAGGAGGACGAGGACGAAUUGGAAGCAUACAACGACUCGAUUCAACGAUUACGUGACGCUGACCAAGUGACACGAGCUAUGACACGAGAAGAAUAUGUUCAUUAUUCUGAAUGUCGGCAGGCAUCGUUUACGUACCGAAAGGGAAAACGGUUUCGCGAGUGGGCAAACAUGAAUGCCUUUGUGGAUGUACGGCCGAAUGACGAUAUUGUCGACAGUUUGGGAUUCUUGACGUAUGAGAUGGUCAGCAAGCUGACAGUCACUUCACUUGAAAUCGCCAUGUGCAGUAUUAACAAGGAUCACGACGAGAGCAAUAAGCGAAAACGGGAAGAGGAGGAUGAUCACGAAGAGAAUAGUAAGAAGAAGAAGAAGGAUGAUCACCAUCAUGCAGAGCAACAGCAGCCUUCAUCCAGUCAAUCUUCCUCGGAAGGGGCAACAACAGGUGGGCUAUUUUCAUUGCCAAGUACGGAGCAGAGCCCAUUGCAACCUGAACAUAUCCAUGAAGCCUUUCGAAGGUUACAGCAGCAGCCGCAACCCCUCAAAAACUUCCGUGGGGGCCUUGUGCGUACCAAAGUCUCUCUAAUAUAAUGAUAAUACAAAUCACGAACUACAACAGUAAUACUCUCUUCACUCAUACCGUAAGCAACAUAUCUGCGCCAUCAUCAUCUGUCUAUACAUCUUUGCUUUUUUCUACCAUUGUACAAAAGAUUUAAUAAACUAUCAAACCCAACUAAAGUGCCAAGAAGCAUGCUGACUGAA